This is a messenger RNA of Platichthys flesus (European flounder), 1591 nucleotides long. RefSeq names its product chromosome 3 C2orf68 homolog (gene c3h2orf68). NCBI's taxonomy places the organism in Eukaryota, Metazoa, Chordata, Actinopteri, Pleuronectiformes, Pleuronectidae. The transcript has 4 exons. Bases 236 to 730 code for a protein of 164 amino acids. The record is from RefSeq and is a predicted model, not a curated record.
AAACUAUAGUGUUCUUUUUUAUUGGAACCAAUUUCGAUGUUUUGAUGUUGUGAUGAGUUUGUUAAAUUCAAUGUAAAACAAUGUUUUUGGUUAGGCUAGAUUUAUAAACUCCGGGGGUGUUACGGUUGGCCAACGAAUUCCCUUUAGCUAGCAUGUAGCUUUUUGUCAGUGCUCUGAUUGAGACCUGCAGGAAACAUUAGCGCCACUAGCUUCUAAAUACCGUCCCUGUGUUGAAAUGGAUAUUCUGAGGGACGACGAAGAGGAUGAGCUGAAAUACAAACGUUCAGGGCGCCUGGACAUGAGCCACGGCUUCCUGCACCAUAUCCGGAGGAACCAGAUUGCUAGGGAUGACUAUGAUAAAAAGGUGAAGGAAGCCAAGGAGCUGCAGCUGCGGAGGAACACCACAACCCCCAGACGACCCCGUCGACCUGACAUCCAAGUGUACCAUCCACGGCGAAGACAUGAAUCAGAACCAGGGGCUGGUGCCGAGGCUGAGGAGUGGAACGAGAGUGGGUCGAGCACAGAGACUGAAACACACGGGACUGAACUCUUCUGGCUCGACUAUCAGGCAGACUCUGGUGCCAUUACGUCCUUCCUUGUGCACAAGGAAGAUAAGCCCGAGAUAGUAGUGGAAAGUGUUGCGGAAAAGAAUAGCUUGGAUUCAGCCAUGAGGGCAGCUCUGGUGGCUCGGAUUCGAAAGGAAAUGGACAAAAGACGGGACAAACGCUGAGUGAUAUCAGAACCACGAAUGUGAUGUCAAAGGCACUACAGGCAAAGCCCUGUGGAAUAAUAUUUCGUUCACAGUUCUGUGCUCUUCCGUGAGCGCUGUUCACAUUGUUGGAGGAAUAAUGAGGAACUGGGUCCUGUGCAGCCGCUGUCGGCAGAGAUCCCAAUGUGUUCUCCAACAAAGUUUUCUGUUAUUAAAGGAGAAGGAACCACAGUUGGUACAGACAGUGUGGUGUGGAGAGGUCACGUUCACUGCAUCGUACUCAUCUUAUACCGUCAUCUUAUACCGUUACCUCAUACAAGGUCUGAACACAUUGUUGACUGGACCUUUACAUGUUUGUUUCAGAAAGGACUUUCACAGAACAGUGUUCACCCUGAUCCUCCACUGAACAUGGUUGUGUUUCCUCUGUUUACAAAGAUCAGAAUAGCAGCCUGUCACCGAUCCUAUGUUGUAAAUGUGAGAGUUCCAUUUUGGUUCGUAUUGAAUUGAAGAGUUUAGUGGAUGUUGCCAUGAUGCUGUUUGUGUGGCAACUGUGUUUUGUUGUUUUCAGUAUUAUAAUUUAUUCAGGGUUGUUGAAAGACUUAUUUUUGAUACUGUAAUAUAUUUGACAACUCUUUAAAUGUAGAGUGACAUAAAAAUUAUGAUUUACUGUCCAAAUGUGACUGUGUCUUUUUCUCAAUGUAUCGCUGGCAUAUUUAGUGCUAGAAGGAAAAAUAACAGAGCAACACAUUGUAAGACACUGAUAUUACACACCACGUUUUCAGCAGGUGGCGCUAUCAAUCCAUUUUCAACUGCACAUUCCUUUAUAGCCUUUAUAUUAUGUAAGCCUGAACUGCCGUUCUCCUACUUCCAGAUUUGAUUGUA